AUGAAAAUAUCAAAUUAAAUUAUUGGAACUGGCUUAACUUGCAAAGUUUAAGUUGUUUAGAUUUAAGAUAAGAAUUACGCAAUUAAAAUAUACAAAGAUAAUUAUUCCCUUAAAUUAAUUAAUAAAGAGAUUAAUAUACUGAAAUAAUUGAAUCACACAAAUAUUAUCAAAAUUAUUGAUAGUAAUAUUGAAAAAAAAUAUAUAAUUACAUAACUUUUAAAUGAUAUGGAUCUAUUUGACAUUAUAGCAAAGGAUUAAAAACCUUUUCUAUUAAAAUCUAUUAAAUAUUUCAGUUAAAGACUUUCAUGUGUUAUUUAAUAUUUACACAACAUUGGUGUAGUUCAUAGAGAUAUAAAAUUAGAAAAUAUAUUAAUUGAUGAAUACUUAGAUUUAAAACUAUGUGAUUUUGGAUUUGCUGAAAAAAUGGAUUAAAAUUUCGUUUAAAAAUGUUAAGGUACUUUAGGGUAUUUAGCUCCUGAAUUAUAAACAAUUGGCCUUAUAAAUGUUUAAGAUUUACCUAAAGCAGAUGUAUAUUCAUUAGGAGUAUGCAUAUUCAUUUUGGCUUUUGCACAUCCACCAUUUAAAGCUGAUUUAAAAUCUUGUCCCUUCUGGAAUUUAAUUUAAUAAAGAUAAUGGUAGAGUUAUUGGGCAUUAGUUGAUAAAUAGAAUAAAUUUAAUUAAGACUUUUAUUCCUUUAUGGAAGGAAUGUUAGAAUAAGAUCCUUAAAAUAGAUUUACAAUUGAAGAAGUUGUACAUCACCCAUUUUUAAUAGGAGAAUGGAAAGAAGAAUUUAAAACAGAAAUUAGAGUGAGAUUAAGAUAAUAAUGA
Messenger RNA from Paramecium pentaurelia, 828 nucleotides. Lineage: Eukaryota; Ciliophora; Oligohymenophorea; Peniculida; Parameciidae. The record is from the annotation of a GenBank genome assembly.